CGGUUACUUGCCCAGUCAUGCCACAAUUUCACACAAUAUGCAGUGUCAUCUCUUGUUUUCUUUGGAACUGAAUCAGCUCUAGCCUUAGUCACAGCUUCAUCUGUUGUUGGAGGUGCGUAACGAUUUUGUGGCACUUGCACAUGCAUGGGCUCUUCUAUAUUGCUCAUGCGCAGUAACUCUUCAGUCACACUGGAUAAAAGGGAGGGGCCUUCAAGUUCUGGUGUUGAGCAGCAUCCCCAGUCAUGCCAUUCCCCAAGCAGUACGAAUUUCUGCAAAAGUCUUCUUUGUUAGCUCUUAGUUGUCUAUUAGCAUCGUCCGUGCUGUCCAUUGUGACUCUAGCUGUUCCUAUAAUACAGACUGGCCUACACAGUGAGCUGAUAUUUUUGCAAGGCAAACAACUAGCAGCUCUCUGAGGGAGUGUUUUACUGUCCAUGACUUUACAAUGUUGAAAGCUGUUCACUCCUUUCUUGGUCGACCACCAGUUGAACCACUACCUCGUUACAGUCCAUUCUCUGUUGCAGCUUACGGACACUAUUACAUGUGGAGGGGGAGUGGUCCAAGACAGGGGUCUAACAUCAUUGCUGUGUGUGAUCCAAGCACUGAGCUGUGGAGCCUCUUGCCCACCACUGGACCUCUACCCCCUGGAGAGUAUGGUGGUCGUUCUGUUUGUGUAGGUCGUUCCCUGUACACCUUUGGUGGUCGUGAGGGUUGGUCUUCUUUCUUCAAUGACAUGAGCACGCUUGAUCUGGACUCUCUCCAGUGGACCAUGGUUCAAACCUCUGGUAGUCAGCCUAUAAAAAAGUCUGGCUGUGGACUUGUCCGUGUGAACGAGAGAACUCUGUGCUGCUUUGGAGGAGUCGGUAUUGAGGGCACCACACAACCAGGAUCAACAUUCACCAGGGGACUGUCUGAUGGACGUGGAUACACAAACGAGUUCCAUUUCUUUGACACACAAAAUGAUGUCUGGUCGUCCCCUGAGCUCAGAGGAGAGAGACCUCCUCCCUGUUCCUACUUCACCUUCAUAAUGGUGGACCAGCACAGGGCAGUCCUCUUUGGAGGGAACCAACCUCGCUGUGGUGAUCGUGCGGUCAAUGAUGUGUACAUGUUUGACUUUAGGACCAUGGAGGUAACUAAGGUGAAGCCAGUACAGGGAGAGCCAUGGCCAGUGGAGAGGUCAUUCCAUGCUGUCUGUUGUCUCAACUAUGGCCAGGGCCACCCUCAACUACUGAUGUACGGAGGACUGGAUAAUGGCAACAAGACACUGGGGGACAUGUGGAUACUUUUUGUUGACACUGGCAAGUGGACAGAGGUGACACCUCCUGAGUCAAUGACACCACGUCACUGCCAUUCCAUCACUGCCACCAGUCUGGGACCAGGACUCACUGAGGUCCUCGUGUUUGGAGGCUGGGGGAAGAUGCAGGAAGAUAAUAUUUCAAACAUUAUUGCAGAGACCACCAUACUGAGAUUUGAGUUGACUGGACCCUCAGUGUCUGUUGCUGGACCCUCGGCUGGAAAGUGGGCUAUCGUGGAAGUGGCCCACAACGACACUAGAGGCUCCGCCCAGCGACUGAGUGAGAAGAGGAUCAGACAAGCAACUGCACAUGCCUCAUCAGUCAGUGAGACCAGUGACCACUCCUCUCAAAACCGGGUGAGGGCUCUGGAACAACAGUUACGAGCAGCAGAGCAGAGAGAGCACGACACUCAACGUCACCACCAACUACAGCUGCAAGAGAAGGAUCGAGAAUUGGCUACACAAGCUAGAGCAUUGGCUAUGAAAGAUCAGGAAUUGGCUGAGGCCAACAGAAGAGAAGCUGACCUGUCUGCUCGAAUCACAGAUUUAGAGAGGGAGUUAGAAGGCAAGACGAAAGAGUUGGCAGCACACAACACAGAGGUGUGGAGGAUUCCGGCCAACAGAGUGAUCAUUGGCAGGAGGAUUGGCAAUGGAGGGUGGGGGGAGGUGCUGGAGGGAACAGUGAGCGUGGCCGUCAAGCGACUACACGAAGAAAUUGCCCUCCCAAUCUACAUCGAAAAAAUGGAGAGAGAAAUGAAGCUAUUGGCUGAAGUGCGACACCCAAACCUUGUGCAAUUCAUUGGUGCUAUUUUUGAUGAGCAAAACCAAGCCAAUCGAUCCCCUCCUCUCAUCAUCACCGAACUCCUGGACAUGAAUCUCCGACAAGCGUACGAGAGGAAUCAACUGGAUCCAGGAAACCGCCUCUCAAUCUUCAUGGACAUUGCCCUAGCUCUGGACUACCUGCACCAGCGCUAUGAUCCCAUCAUCCAUCGUGAUGUGAGUGCUCCCAACGUCCUCCUGCAGCGAAUGCCCAACCACCAGUGGAAGGGGAAGGUCUCCGACCUCGGCUCCGCCAACUUCCUGCAGCAUGCUCAUACGAUGGGAGAGGGGGCCAUAAUCUAUUCCCCUCCUGAAGUCAUGCCUCAACCGCUUGCACGACCUCCUCCACAAACUGUCAAGAUUGAUGUGUACAGCUACGGCAUUGUGUUGGCUGAAGUGACUGCCAGUCGAUUUCCGAGUCAAGACAAUUUCCCUGAGAUGUUUGAGAGAAUCAAGAGAGAGCGUCUUGCAGUGUACGAGCUGAUACUCCGCUGUAUUGAGAGAGAGUCCAGCCAUCGACCCAGUAUGACACAGGUGAUAGUGGAACUGAACAAAAUAACACCCUUUUAACUAUAUAAAUUUGCUGCAAUAUAUAAUUUUUAUUGUGUACAUGUGCAUUUAGAUAGAAUUAAUUUUAUACUUGGUGAAUUUUAAAAUUAAAAGUCUUUAACUUUUGUAUAAGUGUGUGUUUGCACUCUCCUAUUAUGAUGAUGACUUUUUAUCUCAG
Halichondria panicea is the source of this 2837-nucleotide messenger RNA. RefSeq lists its product as uncharacterized. The transcript is spliced from 7 exons. Gene Ontology annotation, molecular function: ATP binding; protein binding; protein kinase activity. The coding region runs from base 443 to 2680 and encodes 745 amino acids. The record is from RefSeq and is a predicted model, not a curated record. NCBI's taxonomy places the organism in Eukaryota, Metazoa, Porifera, Demospongiae, Suberitida, Halichondriidae. Gene Ontology annotation, biological process: protein phosphorylation.